This is a messenger RNA of Thelazia callipaeda (thelaziosis nematode), 3072 nucleotides long. Lineage: Eukaryota; Metazoa; Nematoda; Chromadorea; Rhabditida; Thelaziidae. The record is from the annotation of a GenBank genome assembly.
AUGAGUGCUCGUGAUAUAGGAAGUAAUAUUCAAAAGAAUAACAGGCAGAUCUCAUCAUCUGUGACACCAUCCGAACUCAAUGCGGCUUCCACUCCAACCGCAAGUUUAUCCACUAUUUCCAAACAGUUAUUUUCAUCACCCAGUUCAUUAUUGAAUGAUUUGGUAGAAACUCAUUGCCAUCUAUGCAGUAAAGUCCAACCAUAUUCUGCCUUUAUUGUUUUGCGAUGUAAACAUGGAUUCUGCGGUCAGUGUGCCUCAAUUAUUGAUCGAACUCAGGUAUGUCCGCUUUGUUUUAACACUGCAGCAACGGAACUUGCAUCAUCUUUAACUGGUAUUUCACAACAUGCUACUUCCAUUUUUCCCGAUGCUCCACCAUCACGUGAGAUUAAUGCUUCAAAUCUUUCGCUUGAUGGUGCUUUUUCUAUUUGGGACCCACUUUUACCAAAAUCUCUAAUCAAACAAGGAUUACAACGUUCAGCAAUUCAGUCCUCUACUCAAUCACGAAAUCAAUUACUUCAUUCUUCUCAGCAGUACUCAGCUACUGGUUCGUCUUUUGACCCGUCUUUAUUGACCUUUCAGAAUGACACUGCAGCUGCUUUGGGGGUACUUUCGUUAUCUUCUCAACCACUUAUAACUACCUCAACAAUAAAUUGGCAUACAGUCCCAAGUGCUGAAAUUCAGCAAACGUUCAAUAUCAAGUAUCAAAAGUGCACUAUGUGCUCCGAGGGAAACCAUUUAUUUAAGGAUAAUGCUGUAGCGACUGUACGUUGUGUACAGUGUGAUGAAACGUUAUGUAGUGAAUGUGUUGUUGCACAUUAUCGGAUGAGAGUCACACGUGAACACAAAGUGGUACGCAUCGAAACCUUCAAAGGUGUAUCGUUACCACAGAUGAGUGUUAGAAGAGAACCAAUCAAAUUUGAAAAUUUAAUUGAAAUAGAAACCUGUAGCACUCACGACUCACCAAUGAUUUGUUCCUGUUUGUCUUGUGGAAAUGCACCACUCUGUGUUGUGUGUGUUGUCAAGCAUCCAAAACACCAACUUGUUCCUUAUGGAGAAUUAAGAGCAUCACUGUUAGCACUGAUUGCGAGUUCAAAACAUGACCAAAAAAACUUAGAAGUUGCGCUGGAAACUGUGCGUCAAAUGUUGGAAAGAGUAGAUGCUUCUGUACAGUCAACAAUUCGUGAAUUACGCUCAGCAAUACAUUUGCAUAUCAGUGCUUUGGAAGAACGUAAGCGUGAUUUAUUGCAACGGGUUGAUACUAUUCGGCAGACGAAGAUCAACACAUUAAAAGCUCAGGGAGAACGACUGGGACAGCGUCAUAUAAUUUUAGCUGAAGCUUUAAAGGCAGCAGAAGUCGCUACAAGUACUGGUGAAGGAAUGGAAAUCCAGCAACGCAAUUCAUUUGAUACAUUGCUCAGCAUUUUGCGAGAACCAUGUUUAUGUUUAAUGCCACAUGAAACUGAUCUAAUUAAAUUCUUACCGCCAAAUAGCAGUUUCAUUACACAGUACAAAAUGUGUAGCACUCACGACUCACCAAUAAAUUGUUCGUGUUUGUCUUAUGGAAAUGUAACACUUUGUGUUGUGUAUGUUGUGAGACAUCCAGAUAUCAACUUCACAAACGUAUUUAUAAUUGAAUCGCUUUCGCUCGUCACUGUUAAUUUUAGACUGCGUUCUCUUGGAGAGCUGGAAAGUGGUGCAUGCGCUCGAACAACCCAUAUAAUCGGUGAAGGUUUUCGACGUGCUAUUCAAGAUCGUUCGUGCACUAUUUUGGUGCAGGCAAGGGAUGCCUGUGGUGAUGUUUGUACAUCGACAGUUCAUCAGUUGUCUGCUUCUUUGAUCAGCCCUGAAGGUCAUGUAGUGGAGAUAUCCAUAUCGAUACAGGAUGCAGGAGUUUAUUCACUCAGUUAUUUCCCGACUGAAGAAGGCAAUUACUUUUUGGAUAUUAAAAUUCGAGGAGUUUCAAUUGGUGGUUGUCCUACGAUAAUAUAUGCGAGAAAAGGUCGCGAUUAUGGAAAGAUUGUUCGUACUGGACCUUUAUUUUCAUUUGGUUCGGAAGGUACAGGUGAUGGACAACUUUGUCGGCCAUGGGGAAUUUGUUGCGAUAAUAAAGGACGUAUUGUGGUUGCAGACAGAAGCAAUAACCGUAUCCAGCUUUUUGAUAAAGAAGGAAAUUUCCUUUUUAAAUUUGGAAGUCCUGGAACUCGUCCAGGGCAAUUUGAUCGUCCAGCAGGCAUUGCUGUAAACUCAUUGAACGAAAUAGUUGUGGCGGACAAAGAUAAUCAUCGAAUACAGGUAUUCAAUGACCGUGGUGAUUUUUUGCUCAAAUUUGGGGAGCGUGGUCGAACUCCUGGUCUUUUCAAUUAUCCGUGGGGUGUCGCAGUGAACUCAUUUAAUCAGAUCGCUGUUUCAGAUACUAGAAAUCAUCGUAUUCAAGCUAGUUUUUGUCUUGAGAAAUUUUAUUCCGUGAUGAUGUUUUCUCCACAAGGGCAUUUCAUCCGAAAAUUUGGAUUUGAUAGUUCACUGCACAGUUACAAGAAUUUGGAUUCACCUCGUGGUCUUUGCUUUUUGCAAGAUGGACAGCUUGUUGUUACCUUUAUAAUUUCUAGUGAUUUCAAUAACCAUCGUCUGGUAGUCAUGUCAUCGCGUAAUACAUCUGACAUGAAAAUGUAUGGCAGCGAGGGUGAUCGGGAGGGCUUAUUCUGUCGUCCUCAAGGAAUAACAACUGAUAAUGAAGGGCACAUACUUGUCUGUGACUCAAGAAAUAAUCGUAUUCAAGUACUAAAUUUGGAUGGAAUGGAGUGUGUUGCAUCGUUCGGGGCUGUAUUAUCAGACUUUUCAUCUGAAGCUUCCAUAAGUAAUACCGGUAAUGAAAAAUCUGGUGAGAGCGCUAAAGCGCCAUUAACUGUUAUGCUACCAAUACAUUCUUCAAAGGUACCUUCCUGUUCUGGGGUAUCAGUUUCCACUAAUGAGCCAAAUCUUUUAAUACUUGAUCGCCCUACCGAUUUGUGUAUUUCUCCGGAUGGUUUAAUUUACGUAGUAGACUUUGGUGCUAGUUGCAUUCGUGUUUUCUAA